Paramecium pentaurelia is the source of this 1229-nucleotide messenger RNA. The record is from the annotation of a GenBank genome assembly. NCBI's taxonomy places the organism in Eukaryota, Ciliophora, Oligohymenophorea, Peniculida, Parameciidae.
AUGUAAAAAUAUUUUUUUAUUUGCGUCAUAUUGAUUACGCUAAAUGCAUUAGAUAAUGGAUUAGGCAGAAAACCUCCUAUGGGUUGGAAUCCAUGGAAUAAAUAUGGCUGCAACAUCAACGAAGAAAUUGUCAGAUAAACUGCUGAUGCUUUAGUCUCAACAGGAUUGGCAGCUGCAGGAUACAUUUACUUAAAUUUAGAUGAUUGCUGGUAAUCAGCUAGAGAUCCUGUUACCAAAAAGAUUAUUGCAGAUCCAAUCAAAUUUCCAUCUGGAAUUCCAUCAUUGGUCUAAUAUGUACAUUCAAAAGGAUUGAAAUUUGGAUUAUAUUCAGAUGCUGUAAGAUUAUAUAAAUAUCAUAUAGGGUAUGUAAACAUGUGAAGGCAAGCCAGGUUCAUUAGGUUAUGAAGAAAUUGAUGCAGAAACAUAUUCUGAAUGGGAUAUUGAUUACUUAAAGUAUGAUAAUUGUCAUACUGAUGGUACAUCUCCAAAAGUAAGAUAUCCCCCUAUGUCUGCUGCUUUAAUGAAAUAAUCUAAGAAGAUCUAUUUUUCAAUGUGUGAAUGGGGAUUAGAGAAACCAUGGUUAUGGGCACCACCAAUAGCUAAUUCAUGGAGAACUACAGGAGAUAUUUCAGAUCAUUGGUAUUCUUUUAUUGGUAAUUAUCAUUUUCUAUUUAUAAGCUAUUUUGGAAGAAUAGGCUAAUUUAGCAUAAUAUGCUGGACCAGGAUAAUGGAAUGAUCCAGAUAUGUUAGAAGUUGGUAAUGGUGGAAUGAAAACUCAUGAAUAUUAAGCUCAUUUUGCUUUGUGGGCAAUUUUAAAAGCUCCACUUUUAAUUGGUUGUGAUAUUACAAAUAUGAGUUAAGAUACUAAAAAGAUAUUAAUGAAUCGUGAAGUAAUUGCUGUUAAUUAAGUAAAUAAUAAUAAUAAAUUAUUUUUUAGGAUAGUUUGGGUAAAUAAGCUACUAGAGUAAAAAAGGUCUUGACAAGUGAAGUAUGGGCUGCUGAAGUUGCUGAUAAUGGUGCAGGAGUUGUUGCUGUUCUCUUUAAUUAAGCAUCAAUAUAAGAAUCAAUAACUAUAGAAUUUGAUAAGUUGGGAAUUAGUGGAGCUCAGAAUGUUAGAGAUCUAAUUAAUUAAGUUGAUUUAGGAUAAUCAACAGUCAGUUAUACUUGUCAAGUUCCUGGACGUUCAGCAGUUAUGGUUAAAUUUAGAUCUGUCCAAUCUGAAUAAUGAU